AAACUAAACUAAUUUGAUUUUGAAAUGAAUUCCUUAGUUAUUAAUACAUACGUGGUGUUCUUAUUAAUAUUUAAUGUAUUUUUAAUUACAAUUAAUGCUAAAGAUUUAAAAAAUGAAGUUACAACUUCGCCUACACCCACCUCAACAUUGCAACGUUCAACUUCGGCACGUGUAAUUGUGGAGUCCGAAGGAUUAACUAAACGAGAUAUAAAAACAACUGAUUUAUCAUCGGCAAAUACAGUUGGAGUUGCAGCCAAAAGUUAUGAUCCUCCACCAGAGUUUUAUCGAGGUCCUGGAUCAACAGGUCAUUUCAUAUCAACAGUAGCACCUCCACACUACAACAGUAACAAUUAUAAACCCUCAAAUGGUUUUAUAUCCAGGCCCAUAGCAUUUCCAGACACUCACAAUUCCAACUACAAUAACAACAACAACAAUCAUAACAAAUACAAUGGAGCUGGUGGUGGAGGAGGUAGUGGGACACAAGAUAACAGCGAUGUACAUUUGGCCAACAGUUACAAUUCUUGGCAACAUCUCAAAGGGAAAGUGGGAGCUCUGUUUAAUAAAAAAGGUGCUCUGCAGGAUAGAAUCAGCGUGGGACAUUAUGGUACAUCAGAGCAUGGCGGCAGUAGCAGCUCAAAUGGUGGCUAUGCAUAUGAAAGUCGUCCUUAUGGUGAAAAAGAACAUCAUGUAGAAUACAUACCCACCAGUGCACACUAUGGUGGCAGUUUGGCUUCUACUGCUCAUACGGGUAGUUAUUACGGCAGUAGUGCUGCAGCAGAAGGCAUUCCAUUCGAUGUUUAUGGUGGCAAAAAUCACUAUUCAAGUUCAGGUGGUGGCGACUAUCCAGCCUACUCCUACACAGAAGGACAUGAACCAGCUGUACACAAAUCUCAUCCAGACAUAUCAAAAAAAGCCCUUUUAGCCAAAAGCUUUCUCAUACCUCUGGCCAGUGCUGCUGUUUUAGGUAUAGCUGCUGCUUUGGUCAGCAAUCCCUUUCUGUUACAAUUGGGCACUGUGUCUGGUGUGGCGCCGGGUGCUACUAUUUUAGGCAAACGUAAACGAAGAGACCUGACCACUUCCGCAACUCCCAAUGACAAGAGCACUAAUAGCUUAGACUUAGCUUUAACUUCUGAGGAGGACAACAAAAAGGAUUCAACAUUACUUCCUUAUCGUGCUCAUCAUCAUUGACAUUUUGUGCGUACAUAGAACACACGUGCAAUACUUGGAAUCUAC
Molecule: messenger RNA, 1233 nt
Organism: Calliphora vicina (urban bluebottle blowfly)
Lineage: Eukaryota; Metazoa; Arthropoda; Insecta; Diptera; Calliphoridae
Exons: 3
Coding region: 25-1188 (387 amino acids)
Source: RefSeq, a predicted model, not a curated record